AUGGCCCAGGAGAAGAUGGCAGAGGUGCAAGAAGACUCCAUGAUGUUCUCUGAUGACAUUUUUUUCAUUGAGCCAAUGGAGGGAGAAAUCGGGCCGAAUAGUUCGGCCGGAAUCAGAGUGACCUUUAAACCCCUGGACGUACUGGGGUACCAAAGUAUGGCUUACCUCAGCAUCUCAGGCCGUGAGAGCAGGCUGCCCCUGCGCCUCAGAGGGGAAGGCCAAGGACCCUUGGUCGAGUUCAGCUCUCAUACACUGAACAUUGGGAAUGUUUUUGUCAACUCUUCCCACAUCCAUGAGGUGGAACUGAUUAACGAAGGAGCUCUUGAUGCUCCCUUCAUCUAUAUCCCUUCAACCACCAACAUGGGCUCCUGCUUCAAGUUUGAGCCCGAGGAGGGGAUCAUUGCAGCAGGUGGGAACCAGACUAUUCAGAUCUCCUUCAGUGCCACCGUGCUGGGGAGCCUUGAGGAGGAGUUCCAGUUCAGUGUGGCUGGAUCUCCUAUGCCUGCCAUCCUGACCAUCAAGGGCAGCGUCACCGUGCCAAGCUUAGAGUUCGAUGUCGAUGAGAUCAACUUCGGCGAGAUCCCCUUUGGCUUUCCCUACACGCAGCGCUGCCGCCUCACCAACAGCUCCCCGGUGCCCCUGACGUUCCAGCUCCGCAUGUCGGACGAUGGCACGCAGCCGGCUGUGGACAGCCUGGAUCAGAUCCGCAGAGAAGGUGACCCAUCCUGGAGGAACGGAAUUCAUUUCUAUCUGGAGCCCAAGGAGUUCACCAUCAAUCCCAGCCAGGGCACCAUCCUCCCCCAGGGACACCAGGACAUCGAGGUGACCCUGUGUUCCAACAGCGUGGUGGAUUUCUACCGGAGAAUGCUGGUGGACCUGGAGGGUUUUGGCAAGGGAGUGACAGCCCUGGUCAUCACAGCCAGGUACCAGCCCUUGCCUGGCCUCCCCCGGGCACUGCCUUGCCCAGGCUGGGCUGGCUGCAGCUGCCAAGGAGAAGUGCUGCUGAAUGCCCUCAUGUUGUGCCAGCUGGACACGAGAACAGCAGUGCUUGGGCAGCAGCCUGUGGUGAAAAGCACCCCUGCUCAUAGCCCAGCACAGUCCUGAGCCUUUUUCUAAAGGGAUCAGGAAUGAUAUUUUUAUUGGCCUGGGGUUUGUUCCUUGGGGUAGAACAAAUUUCCCAAGGGCCUUCUCUCCUUCCUGCAAGAGGAGGAGUUGUGCUGGUUGUGAGCACCGUGCACUGGUUUGGGCCACACCAGGCAGCCUGCUGAGAGUCAGGGUCUGGUUCUGUUAAUGACAGCACGUGACAAGGGAAAGUGGCUCACAGAAACAGUGGUGAGUGCAAGAUCUUAUGAGGGGACAGCAGCCCUUGAUGGGGCAGGUCAGAUCCAGUUUUUCUCCUUCCCUGUGCUUCCUAUUUUGAACUUUAAUGUUCUCAGACUUAAACCAAAAGUCGUUGUUGCUGCAGCAGAAUUCCAUGCAGAGGGCAGUCCAUCUGAUAUU
Melospiza georgiana is the source of this 1500-nucleotide messenger RNA. RefSeq names its product hydrocephalus-inducing protein-like. Lineage: Eukaryota; Metazoa; Chordata; Aves; Passeriformes; Passerellidae. The record is from RefSeq and is a predicted model, not a curated record. Gene Ontology annotation, cellular component: axoneme. The transcript is spliced from 7 exons. Bases 1 to 1104 code for a protein of 367 amino acids. Gene Ontology annotation, biological process: axonemal central apparatus assembly; cilium movement.